Messenger RNA from Plectropomus leopardus (leopard coralgrouper), 730 nucleotides. The record is from RefSeq and is a predicted model, not a curated record. NCBI's taxonomy places the organism in Eukaryota, Metazoa, Chordata, Actinopteri, Perciformes, Serranidae.
GAUAAACAGAGAUAAUAUUGCGGGAAACUAUUUGGCGCUGCAGGCUGAGAGUUCAGAAAUUACACGGUUUCAAGAUCUUGGAGUAACCUUUAAGAGCUCAGGUUCAUACUUUGCUGGACUGUCAGUGAUUUUGGUAUAAAUCUAAGCUCUUUUUGCCAUUCAGUGGAAUUAAAGGCAACUCUAGACAUUAUUUUCAGGAAGCCGUUCACCUCUUGUGACCAUGAAUCUUCAGGAAAAGCUGUCAGGCCUCAAAGGUCUGGUCUCGCACUCCCACAGCAAACGCCGCCACAAAGGUGACCUCACGUUGGACAUGAUUAGCCCUCCUCUGGGCGACUUUCGCCACACAAUGCAUGUGGGCCGUGGCGGCGAUGUCUUCGGGGACACCUCCUUCCUUAGCAACCACGGAGGCACGGCCAACGGGAGUAACGGGGAGACGGAUUCUGUCUCCAGCCCCGACAACAAGAUCGGAGCGUUCUUCUCCAGGACGCUGCGUCAGAUCAGGAGGGGCUCCGACAACCGAGCAACAGGAGGAGUCAAGGAUCUGUCGCCACCACCUCCUGCCAUUUCUCCCAUCAUCAAGAAUGCCAUCUCUCUCCCCAGGCUGGAUGUGGAUUUGCCCAAUGGGACUCCAACCACCAGAGUGCUCUUCCCCAGUUCUAAAAGCACGCCAGAGGACAAGAAGAGCUCCUAUGGUGAGUGUGGUGAUAAAUUUAUAUAUAUAUAUUUUAUU